Esox lucius (northern pike) is the source of this 2177-nucleotide messenger RNA. RefSeq names its product zinc finger protein 239-like. Gene Ontology annotation, molecular function: DNA-binding transcription factor activity, RNA polymerase II-specific; RNA polymerase II transcription regulatory region sequence-specific DNA binding. The record is from RefSeq and is a predicted model, not a curated record. Gene Ontology annotation, cellular component: nucleus. NCBI's taxonomy places the organism in Eukaryota, Metazoa, Chordata, Actinopteri, Esociformes, Esocidae. Gene Ontology annotation, biological process: regulation of transcription by RNA polymerase II. The coding region runs from base 232 to 1335 and encodes 367 amino acids. The transcript is spliced from 2 exons.
GGUCGUCGUUCAAGGCGAUGCCGAAAUUAUGACGUAUAAUGUGGGGGACGGGACGCGUACAACAACAGCUAGUCAAACAGUCCGUUUGGAUCAAUUUGCUUUCCGUCGUUGCCGAUCCAGCAUUCGACCUCUUUUGACAAGUUCGAUGUAUAUUUCGCUGUCGCAAUUCAACGAACUUUUCGUUGUCAGUAGUCAGCUUAUUGGAUUGCUAAAUUGCUAGCUUAGUCAUUAAUGCUAAACUGCCUAGUAUCCUCGACAAUGAGCUCGCUAAACCACUUCUCCCCUGCCAAAAAACUCGGGAAUGAAGAAGCUGUGACAGUUAAAAAAGAAUUAGAUGGCGUGGAUGCUACGGUGAAAGAAGAAGAGAAAGAGAUACAAAUUGAUGCCGUUUUUGGACUGAAGGAGGAGGAAGAGGAGACAGAGGUUUAUGGAGUGGAGGGGGAGAUUACAGUCAUGUUGGAGAAGGAAGGGGAGAAUACAGACUCUUCAGGAGAACCAGACCCAGAGACCACCAAACCAGCAAGAUCACACCACUGCACGCUGUGUGGAGAAAGUUAUAUGUGGAAAUAUGAACUAAGAAAACAUGAGAACACACACACAAGAGAGAAGCCCUAUAAGUGUUCCAAGUGUGGACAGCAUUUUACCCUGCAAGGGCAACUGAAAGAACAUAAGAUAACACACACUGGAAAGAAGCCUUACAAAUGCUCCCAGUGUGAAAGGAGUUUUACCUAUUCAGGGCAUCUGAAAAAUCAUGAGAAAACACACAGAGCAGAAAAGCCUUACCACUGCUCCCACUGUGGAAAGGGUUAUAAAACAUCACGGAAUUUGCAAGUGCAUGAAAGAACACACACUGGAGAGAAGCCAUAUAAAUGCUCUCAGUGUGAAAAGAGAUUUAUCUACUCAAGUAGCCUGAGAGAACAUAAAAAAACACACACUGGAGAGAAGUCCUAUAAAUGUUCUCAGUGUGAAAAGACAUUUAUCUACUCAAGCAGCCUGAGAGAACAUAAAAAAAAACACACUGAACAGAACCCAUAUAAAUGUUUUUGGUGUAAAAAUAUUUUUUUCUCAUUAGAAAAUCUAAAACAACAUAAGAGAACACACUUAAGUCGUUUCCAGUGUGCUCAGUGUGGAAAAGGUUUUAAACGUGGCGAUUACUUGAAAGCACAUAUAAGAACACACACUGGAGAGAAACCAUAUAAAUGCUCUCUGUGUGGAAAAGCAUUCACUUCAACUGGUGGCCUUAAAGCACAUUACGUAACACAUCCAAGAGAAGAGAGGGGGGAUUGGCCAAAGCCUAGCAGAAGGCAGAAUUUUAGUAAAGAAGGAAAUUAUUAAAUGACUACAUCACAGGCUGAAGCCCAGUUGUUCACACCUGCAUGUGUUCAUCCAAUGGUCACCUACACAUAUUAGUCAUCUACGUGCCCAGGAGGUCGUCUACGCGCCCAAGAGGUCGUCAACGUUCCCAGGAGGUGGUCUAUGCGCACAGGAGGUGGUCUGCAUGCACAGGAAGUGGUCUAUGAACAGAAAGUGGUCUAUACGUACAUGUUUCUCUACGUUCAGUAAGGAAACACCAGGAAGUAGAUUUAAUAUAUUCAGGGAAAUAUUUGGUUGUUAUCCAGAGGAUAACAUUUGACCGGUUUUCAAAACACCAAACAGUUCAGUGUGUUGGGUUUCUCUUUAUUUGCCACUGGAAAGGAUGUAACAACCCUGGUAUAGUCACAGCUGGAAUGAUGAAGUCUCCUGAAUUCACUGCUCCAAUCAUCUCCAUGCAGAAAAGGACUGGCCAACGCUAGAAGGUGGCUUUCGUCCGUGAGUAUCCACGUUCUACGGGAAUGCCACUCAAAGCUUCACCAACAGCAGCUUUGGGCUGGUCUCCCUAUGCAGAGAGGUUGGAUGCCCCAGUCUAGCCUGGCUACUGGAACUAUGGUAGGCUGCUAGCUGGUAUAAAAAUCUGCAAGCUAAUUGCAGCGUUAGCCUUAAGCUUUCGGUUUCAUCAGUAAUCUGUUUUGAUGUAACCAAAUUGCUCAUCAGUACUAUCAGAAUCAGUACUCAGAUCAUUUAGUGACAAAGGAAAAGUGUUUUUAGAAAACAGUGCAAUGUUGCCUGUGCAAUGUGGAGGUAAUUGUGUUCUUGUUUGGGCAAUUCUCUUUCUUUUACACAUAUUUCCCAAAAUAAAA